Paraglomus occultum is the source of this 504-nucleotide messenger RNA. The record is from the annotation of a GenBank genome assembly. Lineage: Eukaryota; Fungi; Glomeromycota; Glomeromycetes; Paraglomerales; Paraglomeraceae.
AUGGUCCGACCGGUACGGCGUCCUUGGCCUCCACCCGCACAAGCAAUGGAUAGACGUGGAACGGCAUACCCAACCAUGAUUGUGCUGGCUGUUAAGUUAAAUAAGCCUCGUGGGGAUAAUACUAUUGCGAUAAUUGUCGCCCUGUACCUUCGUACGAGUCCGACACCACUGAUUCCAGUCGACGUCAGGUCUUUUGGGACGGCACCACCUUCACAUUCUCAUAAGAACUACGUCUACAAUAUUAUGGGUGUUCCUCCUCAUCUCUUCACUGGUGUUGAACUUUCUGAUGCUAAUAAUAAUCCUUUUCCCCCUUUUUAUUGUGCAAGGGCUCGUAUUCCAGCCUACCAAAUGAACAUUCCAGUAACAGAACUCUUUGAUGUUGCCGCAUCAGCAAUUGGUGGAUUUAACUUAGAUAGCACGGCAAGGAUUCAACUUACCAUAGAUGUGGAAGAAAACGUAAGCUUUCAUUUGGAUAAAGUUAGGUUUCUUUAUAUUACAUGUUAA